UUGGCACAAAGCCAAGUGUGAGCAGCUGCUUCUCACAAACUGCAGCAAUGGUGGAGGAGGAGAAAGGACAAGUUGCCAAGAAGGGCGCGAAGAAAGUGGUGAAGAGGGCGCCAGCGAAGGGCGGCGAGAAGAGCACAAGGGCCAGGAAAGAAAGUUAUUCCAUCGACAUCUACAAAAUGAUGAAGCAGGUUCACCCCGACACCGGCAUCUCCUUCAGGGCCAUGACCAUCAUGAACUCGUUCGUCAACGAUAUUUUCGAGCGUAUUGCGGGGGGAGGCUUCCUGCCUGGCCCAUUACAACAAGCGCAGCACCGUCAGUUCCCGGGAGAUCCAGGCCGCCGUGCGGUUGCUGCUGCCCGGGGAGCUGGCCAAGCACGCCGUGUCGGAGGGUACAAAGGCGGUGACCAAGUACACCAGCUCCAAGUGAGACCCCACACUGUGCUGAGAAAAAACACAUCCAAAACCCAAAGGCUCUUUUAAGAGCUAUCCACAAUUUCAAUGAAGCAGUUGGACCAUUUUAAGUUUGCAAAAAUGAUUCUCGGUCUCUAUGAUUAAUGUCUAAUCUUUAUCUUUGUUUACACAAACGUUCUAAAAAUUUACGUGCGGUCCCUGACCCUCUGUCCGUUAGUUUCGUUUGCCUUCCUACCCAGUCUCUCUUCCUUCCCUGUACAGAAAGCAUAUUUAUCGUCACUGCGUCAUUUUUUUUCAGCAACUCCUAUGUGUUCCAGUUAUUAUUUCCCCUUUGAUCAGGAAUUUCACCCCCUGGAAAGAAAACUAAUUGCUCGAGUCCCACGAACAGAUUUUGCAGAAUACCUGACAUUCAGGAUUCAGCCGUCAGUGAGAGGGUUUCAAAAUGAGCUGAGAUAAAGCCAGAACCAGGAUUGCAGUCCCCAGUGUGAAACUGUCUGCUCAAGGACAAUGAGGGAGGGCAACUUCAAGUUUUAACCCGAAAAAAAAGUUGUGUAAGUUUUUAUAAAUAUGUCAGCGUUCAGUUGUAAUGUGAAAGUGAAUUAAGCUCAAAGGAAAAUUAAACUGUUGAAUCCUCUUUGUAAAACUCCCCUAUCCGACAUGAUUUUCCAAUUUGUCCCAAUGAGGUAUGAACGCUGGAUUUCACCCAUGCGAACGAAAAAUUCUGAUCUCUUAUUUGAGUCUCAUUAAUAAAAUGUGGUGCGAUUCCUUUUUCAAUUUCCAAAUCUGUAAGGAAAUUUAUCCG
Molecule: messenger RNA, 1212 nt
Organism: Stegostoma tigrinum
Lineage: Eukaryota; Metazoa; Chordata; Chondrichthyes; Orectolobiformes; Stegostomatidae
Exons: 2
Coding region: 48-479 (143 amino acids)
Biological process (GO): nucleosome assembly
Cellular component (GO): nucleosome
Molecular function (GO): DNA binding; structural constituent of chromatin; protein heterodimerization activity
Source: RefSeq, a predicted model, not a curated record